CAGCCUUCCCCUCAAAUCAGUCCAGCAGACUCAAAACUUGGAGUGGCAGGAUGGGCAUGUCAAUCCCGACAAGACCAUAGAGGAGCUGGCGACUCCCGUCCGCGAAUUGUUUAGAAUAUAUAUCUAUCUAGAAUCAAUCGAACAGAAUCCCAGCUGACAUUCUUCUUCACCAAGACGACAAACGGGCAUGGCAGCUAAGCGGAAUUAAAAGCACAUAACGGGGCGGACCUCAGGAAACGGAAGAUUGUCGAAGCGCGGGAAAAGUUGGAGGGAUAUUAUUCGUUCCUCCUCCGGGUUGCAGAGAUCAUGAAGACCCAGAAACCAGAACGACACAACUUGGAAUCUCUCAGGCGUUGGCUCGGGAGUGACCAAGGCGGCAACCAUUUCCUGGCUGGAGCGGGAAUCGAGGCAACGGCCUGGGACCAAGAUAGCUUUGACGAUAUGCUCAGUCUCAAACCCCAAAACGAUCGGUUUGCCCAGUGGAUCAUCGACACAGUCAUCCCAACAUACCAUCGUCGCAUUGGGCACUGGUUCCACCAGAAAAUCAAACGAGGCGAUCUCGGUGACCUUUGGCACUACAGUGACGAACCAUUCAUUCACAUUGGCAACGCGGUUUGCAUCUUGUUAUCCUCGCUGCUGCCUUCAUGCUGCAUAUUUGCACUUUACGCGGUACAAGAAACUCUGGCACGCCUUAUACUUAUCGCUUGUUUCAAUCUUGUCUUUGCCAUCGUCAUGACCUUUGUUGUGCAGGCGCGACGACAGGACGUUUUUGCUGCGACCACCGCACUUGCAGCGGUCCAGGUCGUCUUUGUUGGCGGAAUUGACGUUGUUUAUGUUACCAAGAAGGGAUCCUAG
Molecule: messenger RNA, 855 nt
Organism: Cladophialophora immunda
Lineage: Eukaryota; Fungi; Ascomycota; Eurotiomycetes; Chaetothyriales; Herpotrichiellaceae
Exons: 2
Coding region: 307-855 (182 amino acids)
Source: RefSeq, a predicted model, not a curated record